Molecule: messenger RNA, 375 nt
Organism: Pocillopora verrucosa
Lineage: Eukaryota; Metazoa; Cnidaria; Anthozoa; Scleractinia; Pocilloporidae
Product: techylectin-5B-like
Source: RefSeq, a predicted model, not a curated record
AUGCUGCGUGUGGAUUUGGAAGACUUUGAAGGAAACACAACUUAUGCCGAGUAUAACACGUUUGACGUCAAGAGUGAGAAUGACAAGUACAGACUGGUUCGCGGUUCCUAUUCAGGAAACGCUAGUUCCUCUCUCCCUCAUGAUCGGCCAUUCACCACUAGCGAUCACGAUAAUGAUCAUCACAGAAACCGUAACUGCGCCAUUGCGUUCAAAGGAGCCUGGUGGUACAGCGCGUGCCAUGCGUCAAAUCUCAAUGGCUUGUAUCUUCGUGGCAAUCACUCUUCCUAUGCUGAUGGUGUGAACUGGAAAGGCUGGAAAGGUUAUCAUUACUCCCUCGAGAGAACCGAGAUGAAAAUAAGACCAGUGAAUUUCUGA